Nerophis lumbriciformis (worm pipefish) is the source of this 5023-nucleotide messenger RNA. RefSeq names its product G-protein coupled receptor 61-like. The record is from RefSeq and is a predicted model, not a curated record. Gene Ontology annotation, biological process: G protein-coupled receptor signaling pathway. Lineage: Eukaryota; Metazoa; Chordata; Actinopteri; Syngnathiformes; Syngnathidae. Gene Ontology annotation, cellular component: plasma membrane; signaling receptor complex; endosome. Gene Ontology annotation, molecular function: G protein-coupled receptor activity.
AAAAUGCUUUAUUGAACUGUUAUUAAAGGUGUAUAAUAAAGGCAGUGUUCCUACCAGGCGACUUUGGGACCAUGCGGAGACAGCAGUCUGACGGUCCUCCCCUCUUCCCAUCUCUGCAGCCUGUGAGCGGAAGUAGGAGGAGAGAGGUGACGGGAGGGGGAGAUGAGAGUGGGCUGCCUGCUAUCUUUUGCAUACACACACACACACACAUACACACAUUUCCAUCAGCAUCCUUUGGAUGGAACCACGCCACAGCUGUAGUCAGCCAGGAUGCACAAAGCAAAGAGAGGGCCGGCGGCCGCAGGUACAUGACGGUACAUGGAGCCUCGCCGCUGGGAGAUGCACCACAAUUUCAUCCUUUAUCCAAACCCACAGCAGCAGGAAAUGUUCUCAUUCAGGGACAAUGGUGUUGGAUGGCCGAUAUGAGGAAAUCGUGCAUGAAAACGAUUAUUAAAAAGCUCCAGAACCUCAGGAUAUCCUCGUAACUUCAGGGCAGCUUCUGACCUAAUUUCCCAGCCACUAUCCUCUGGCCGUACUUCCUGGCAGUGAAGGAUGGGUGAUGGGUCAGUGACGGACCCUGUCUGCCCGCCUCAUCGCACCCUUCAAUGGAGCCAGCGUGGAACUCCAGCCGUCCGCUUGCACCGCUCCCGCCCAACGCAUCUACCUCAACCGUGGCUGAGGGCUGGCCUCCCUCCCAGUGGCUAGCCCUGGUAGCCAUGCUGCUCAUGGAUCUGCUGGCUGUGGUGGGCAACGCGGCCAUCAUGGCAGUCAUCGCCAAGGUGCCGCAGCUUCACAAGUUUGCCUUCGUCUUCCACCUGUGCUUGGUGGACCUGCUGGCGGCCCUGGUGGUGAUGCCCCUAGGCAUGCUCUCCAGCAGAGCCUUCUUAGGGGAGGCGCUGUGCCGGAGUUACCUCUUCCUCAGCGUCUGCCUGGUCAGUGCCGCCAUUCUGUCCAUCUCAGUCAUUAACGUGGAGCGCUAUUAUUAUAUCAUCCACCCCAUGCGCUACGAGGUGAAGAUGACCGUGGGCUUGGUAGCGUCGGUGCUGGUGGGGAUAUGGGUCAAAGCCUUGGCCAUGUCUGCUUUACCGCUGCUGGCUUGGCUUCUGCAAGGUGCAAGAACUCCCCUCCUGGAUGGUAGUGGAGGAGGCGGGGCGGUCCCGUCUCCUGGUCCUACUCAGGGUCACCGCCGCUGCUCGUUGCACUGGACAGGGGGCGGUUCAAACCGUUUGGCGUUCAUGGUCCUCUUCACACUGCUGUACUUCCUGUGUCCUCUUUUAGUGAUAUUUGUUGUGUACUGCAACAUGUUCAAAGUAGCCCGCGUAGCCGCCAUGCACCACGGGCCUCUACCCACUUGGACGGACACGCCUCGCCGCCAAAGAUCAGAGUCACUUAGCAGUCGUUCUACGAUGGUCACUAGCUCCGGGACUGGGACAGGAAGGGAGACCCCGCAGAGGUCCUUUGGGGGUGGAAAGGCGGCGGCGGUUUUGGCCGCUGUAGGCGGGCAAUUUCUUUGCUGCUGGCUGCCCUACUUUUCUUUUCACUUGUACUCUGCCCUGGCCGCCAGCCCGCCUGUGGCGCUGGCCUCUCUGGAGGAGGCGGUCACCUGGAUCGGGUACUUCUGCUUCACGUCCAACCCUUUUUUCUAUGGCUGUCUCAACAGACAGAUCCGGGAGGAGCUGGGCAAACAUCUGCCUUGCCUGUUUCGUCGAGCCGGGAUGGCGGAGGAGGACAGGCUGGCCAGCCGCGAAGGCUCCAUCGAGGAGAACUUUCUCCAGUUUCUUCAGGGUACUGGCUGCAACGUAGAACCUCAGAACUCGCACAGCACCUCCAGUCCGAAGGGGGAAACUUGCCGGCCAGUCCCUCAGUCCCAAGCGCCUGAGACAGCACAGCCGCUACCGGUUGAUUUCCGCAUACCUGGACAAAUUGCAGAGGAGACGUACGAGUUCAGUGAUACAGAGCCGGCAAAAAACAAUCACAUAUGUACUGACGAUUAAAUCUAAUUUAUCAUUUUUGUGAUCAGGGGUAAACACACUGACUACAAUAUACGCCGAUUAAACGACCACAUGCACAAUUGAAUGAAAUCCAAUGGGACAGGGGUGUCCACAGUGUGGCCUGGGGCCCUUUGUAGAUAUUAAAGUAAAACACUUCCCGCAAACUGAAAACAUCCAGAAUUCCCCUAAAUCGGCACCUCGGAACCAAAAUAGCCGAUUUCUUACUCUUUGCUCAAGCCUUCAUAAAAUUUAAGUUGCCGGAAUAUAAUAAAAAUAUUAGUAAAGAAUAGACAAAAAAGGUGACUCUGCCCUCUUCAAAUUUUCAGUGGAAAAGUUUAAGACACCCUUGCAAUAAGAGUAAAAAUAUGAGAACUGUCUCUGAGCAUGGUGCAGUUACAUCCCCGCUCACCCUGAUAAUAAGCAUACAGUAUAUUUAUUUUAAGGCCCAAGCAGGUUUAUUUUUUGUAUUGUCUCUCAUUAGAGGGGUGCAAGCGUAUCUAAUAUUGAGGCCAGUCUACAGUUGUUGCACUUUGUCUCAUCAAUUUUUGGACAAUCCGUGAAAAUGAGGAUACAAUUACACAGAAGCGUUUGCUACAUAUCGUUAAUACAAUUCAAAAAGGCUGCAUUUUCGCUCAGCUCUGUACAGUAAAUUGACAUUGAUGUUAGUAUUAUUUAUAUUUCCUUUAUAAAACUGAGAGGCUUGUCUCUGAUUAGUAGCGUCAUCUCUGUGAAUUAAGAGCUACUUUGUGUUGACGUGCCGCCUUUUAGGAUAUAUUAAUACCAUGUUGAUUAUUUGUAAACCAUUCUUUCCUCACUAAUAGAAUUCGGUGGCCGACCGCAAUGUCCAAACACUCCAAACACAUAAAUGAUCAAAAAACUAAAACACGCAAUCAGCAUGAAACAAAUUUAAGGGGAAAAUGCUGCAAUGACAAACACUGCUAGAUCCAAAAGCAGCAAGUGUCAAAAACCACACACAAACCCCCAAUAUAACCAUGCAACAGGAAGUCAGGCAUGCUACCAGAAAGUUAAGCAGGCUGCCAGUAGGUUAACCAUGCUAAGACAAAUUAGGCAGGCUAUCAGGAAGUUAACCAGGUUACCAGGAAGCUAGCCAGACAACCAGGUAGUUAAUCAGGCUACUACAAAGUUAGCCAGACUACCAGUAGGUUAAUCAGGCUACCAUGAUGUUAGCCGGGCUACCAGAAAGUUAACCAGGCUACCAAGAAGUGAGCCAGACUAUCAGAAAAAGUUAGCCAGGCUCCCAGGAAAUCAAUAAUGCUACCAGGAAGUUAACAAGGCUAACAAGAAGUUAGCUAGACAACAAUGAGCCUGAAUACCAGGAAGUUGGCUAAACUGCUAGGAAGUUAACCAGUCUACCAGGACAUUAGCCAGACUAUUGAGAAUUGAGACAGACUACCAAGAAGUUAGCCAGGCUAUUAAGAAGUUAGCCAAACCACAAGGGAGUUAACCAGUCUACCAGGAGUAUACCAGGAAGUUAGCCAGACUAUUGGGAAGUGAGACAGGCUACCAAGGAAUUAGCCAGUCUACCAGGAGUGCCAGAAAUACGGGGAAAUGUGUGUUUAAAUACCGAAGAUGUAAUAUUGUACUGAGCAGAGAGCUCAAAUCAAAUCAAAUCAAAUCAACUUUAUUUAUAAAGCACAUUUAAAAUUUACCACAGGGGUAGUGCUUCACAAAGUGCAUUUGCGCCAAUAUCUUUAAAGACGGAGAUCCCAAAGGCCUGGCUGACUUCCUGGUAGCGUUGUUAAUUAUCGUCUGGCUAACUUCCUAAUAGCCUUUCUAACUUCCCGGUUGCCUGGCCAAUUGUUGUCUAGCUAACUUCCUUGUAGCCCGACUAAUUGUUGUGUAGCUAACUUCCUGGUAGCCUGGCUAAUUGUUGUGUAGCUAACUUCCUGGUAGCCUGGCUAAUUGUUGUCUAGCUAACUUCCUAUUAGCCUGGCGAGUUGUUGUCUAGCUAACUUCCUGGUAGCCUGGCUAAUUGUUGUCUAGCUAACUUCCUGGUAGCCUGGCUAAUUGUUGUCUAGCUAACUUCCUGGUAGCCUGGCUAAUUGUUGUCUAGCUAACUUCCUGGUAGCCUGGCUAGUUGUUGUUUAGCUAACUUCCUGGUAGCCUGGCUAGUUGUUGUUUAGCUAACUUCCUGGUAGCCUGGCUAGUUGUUGUUUAGCUAACCUCCUGGUAGCCUGGCUAGUUGUUGUCUAGCUAUCUUCCUGGUAGCCUGGCUAAUUGUUGUCUUGAUAACUUCCUGGUAGCCUGGCUAAUUGUUGUCUAGCUAACUUCCUGGUAGCCUGGCUAGCUGUUGUCUAGCUAACUUCCUGGUAGCCUGGCUAGUUGUUGUCUAGCUAACUUCCUGGUAGCCUGGCUAAUUGUUGUCUAGCUAUCUUCCUGGUAGCCUGGCUAGUUGUUAUUUAGCUAACUUCCUGGUAGCCUGGCUAAUUGUUGUCUAGCUAACCUCCUGGUAGCCUGGCUAGUUGUUGUCUAGCUAACUUCCUGUUAGCCUGGCUAGUUGUUGUCUAGCUAACUUCCUGGUAGCCUGGCUAGUUGUUGUCUAGCUAACUUCCUGUUAGCCUGGCUAGUUGUUGUCUAGCUAACUUCCUGGUAGCCUGGCUAGUUGUUGUCUAGCUAACUUCCUGGUAGCCUGGCUAGUUGUUGUCUAGCUAACUUCCUGUUAGCCUGGCUAGUUGUUGUCUAGCUAACUUCCUGGUAGCCUGGCUAGUUGUUGUCUAGCUAACUUCCUGUUAGCCUGGCUAGUUGUUGUCUAGCUAACUUCCUGGUAGCCUGGCUAGUUGUUGUCUAGCUAACUUCCUGGUAGCCUGGCUAGUUGUUGUCUAGCUAACUUCCUGUUAGCCUGGCUAGUUGUUGUCUAGCUAACUUUCUGGUAGCCUGGCUAAUUGUUGUGUAGCUUACUUUCUGGUAGAUUUGCUAAUUGUUUUCUAGCUAACUUCCUGUUAGCCUGGUUAAUUGUUGUCUAGCUCACUUCCUGGUAGGCUGUCUAAUUGUUUCCUAGCUAACUUCCUGUA